AUGUCGCAGCCACCUUUUCGCAGUCGUCCAAAACUCCACCUUACCUUGACAGAUCUCACUGGCUCACCGCGCCAAUCAGCUCGGAGCACUCCACCGCCUACGAGUCGUUUCAUCACUCCAUACCCUACUCCUGGAGAUACCCCGUUCGCCAGAACAGCAUACUCUCCCUACUACUCUGCAGGUCUCAAAGCGCCAACGAUUGACGAAACCCCAGAGUCAUUCGCCCCUCGCCGCACGAUUAGAUCGUGUUAUCGCAAACACAAUGGGUACCGCUUCAAGCGUCUGUUUGCGAGCAAGCCCGUAUGGCUUCUACUCAUGGUUAUUGCGUUGGCUCUAUGGUGGUUCAACGGAGGCAGUGAGGAGAUGAAUGUUGUCAAGCUUGGGGCCAGUGGCUUAGGCAGGGACUUCUUGCACGAGAGGAGAAUGCAUGACUAUCAAUUCUACCCGGCCGCGAAUCCGAAGAUCCAUUACGUUGGCCGCUGGACGUCUACGCCCAAUAGAUUACGCAGAGAUGGAACAUUUCCAGGUAACUACCAAAGAUACUCUGAUAGCGACGGAAUAGCUUAUAGACCUUCUGUAGGAGUCUACUUUGACAUUUCCGUCAAGAAUACCACUUCUCUGCUCCUGGCCCUUCAUAAUGCGCCAGAGCAAGAGUCAAGCACACUAAGCAGUAUCCCAGAAGCAUCAACACUGCUAGUGCAUGGUCAUCGCAAGCAUUACUCAUUCCACCCAGUCCCCGGCGACAAAGCUGCACCGCCUGUCUCCUUGCUGGCCGAGGUCGAUGACCAAGAAUACAUUCUUCUGCCAAAUUCGUCAUCGCUAGUCACUAUCAGCUCCAAUGGCCUGGACGAGAGAAUAGAGCACCAUGUCCGCGUUGUCGCCCCAAUGACUGAUGACCAUGGGAUGGGCGUCGUGGAAUUGGAAGGUCUUUGGCUCAGCAAAGGAGGCAAGCUCGUCAAAGUGGCUGGGUCUUUGCUCAGCGAGGACUACGUGAACGAGGAUCUGCUGAACGCGGAGAACGAUCAAGUAGGAGAAAGGCAUAGGACUGGACUGAAUGACAUUGAGGAAGAUGGUACUACCAAAAGUGGUCGACAGAAGGCCAGCGAUAUUGCCGAAGACGACAAUAUUCCAUUCGCCAAUCAAGAUCGGAAAAAGCUACUUGAAGUUAUCACGGACUCACCGGGCUCUUUGACCGGAAAGCAACGGGGCAGGCGUACGGGAGGCGCGGACGGCUUGCUAUCUGGUGUCAUGGGCUGGGAGUACUUGCUGGGGGAGAUGUUUGGGGCUGAUCAUGUUGGAAUUGGUGUCGAUGGAAUGUGCCUAACGCCAGAUUGCAUUAGCGGCUCUGGCGAAUCAGCUGGUAUGGGAGAUGUUGGUCCCUAUGGCUCAGCAUACUUCGAACAUCCGUGGAUGUUCAGUGCUUACGUACCAGACGUCUUGGUGAUUAACCUUGGUGAUUCAGACGAUAUCUCUUUCAACGACCAUGCAUCUGAUCACAACAAGACUCUAUGGGACCUCUCUGAAAGCUUUGAGACGACAUACGUCUCCCUGAUCAAAGCGAUACGAGGACUAGCCUAUCCCAAACACCCAUCCAUUCUGCAAAGCGAGAGGAGUGGGACUCCUGGAAUGGUUUCGAGCAUAGCGCCAGCAGCGAUUCCCAUCUUCGUGAUGAGACCGUUGCGGGGUCAGCUUGAACAAGCUACUCAGAACGCAGUCGCCAAGCUUAGAGCUGAUGGAGACAAGGCGGUGUUCUGGCUCGACACCUCCGGCUGGCUUGAUACGAGCGUUGACGACUCGGAGGGCCUUGACUUCUUCUACGACGACACCGCGGCCCCCCCGAAGUGGAGAUUGACAGUGCAAGGGAACCAGCGAGUUGCUAUUUUCCUGCACAUGCAUGUUUGCAGAUAUCUUGCUGGCGUGGAGGAUAGAUGCGCUUUCCUGCCGCACGAAGUAUAUCAAGGCAAGGUCUUUAAUCCUGAACAGAAGAACUUUGACAAGUAUAUAGAAGACGAGAAAGAGAGAAAGCUGAAGAAGAUAUUUUGGGAGAAGGAGGGUGCAGUGAAGGGAGAUCUCCUCGUCUAA
Messenger RNA from Letharia columbiana, 2082 nucleotides. RefSeq lists its product as uncharacterized. The transcript has 4 exons. Lineage: Eukaryota; Fungi; Ascomycota; Lecanoromycetes; Lecanorales; Parmeliaceae. Bases 1 to 2082 code for a protein of 693 amino acids. The record is from RefSeq and is a predicted model, not a curated record.